CCGCCUCAAAUGUAUUGCGGUUGAAAAUUCCUCGCAGCAGUGGAGAUUUCUGCACGAGUUCUUCUUCGUCGCUGUUGGACUUCGCUCUUUCGACGGCGUUCCCUUCCUGUUGGAGCGGAAGUUACGGCAUUUUUUGAUCGGAAGCAACAACGGGAGCUCGCUUGCUGUGAAGGCAACAGGAGUCUUUUAGAUCGAAAUGAUCUACACUGCAAUCGAUAACUUCUACCUCACUGAUGAAGAGCUGAAGAAUUCCCCUUCGAGGAAAGAUGGCAUCGACGAGGACACGGAGACCAUGUUGCGGAUCUAUGGGUGCGAUCUCAUUCAGGAGAGCGGUAUUCUUCUCAGAUUACCCCAAGCAGUCAUGGCCACUGGGCAGGUCCUCUUCCACCGGUUCUACUGCAAAAAGUCUUUUGCCCGCUUCAGUGUGAAGAGGGUAGCAGCUAGCUGUGUUUGGCUGGCCUCCAAACUUGAGGAGAGCCCUAGAAAAGCAAAGUAUAUUCUUAUGGUCUUUCACCGAAUGGAGUGUAGAAGGGAGGGCUUACCGAUAGAACAUCUUGAUGUCAUCUCUAAGAAAUACUCAGACUUGAAAAAUGAUUUGAUUAGAACAGAGAGACAUUUGUUAAAGGAGAUGGGCUUUAUCUGCCAUGUGGAGCAUCCUCACAAGUUCAUCUCAAACUACUUGGCAACACUAGGAGCCCCUCUUGACCUUAGGCAGGAAGCUUGGAACCUUGCUAAUGACAGUUUGAGGACAACUUUGUGCGUUCGCUUUAAGAGCGAAGUUGUAGCGUGCGGAGUUGUAUAUGCCGCAGCACGACGAUUCCAGGUUCCUCUUCCCGAAAAUCCACCUUGGUGGCUUGUAUUUGAUGCCGAUCAGGCUGGAAUUCAGGAAGUUUGUAGAGUUCUUGCUCACCUCUACAGUCUCCCCAAGGCACAGUAUCUACCAGUCUAUAAAGAUAAUGAUUCUUUCACAUCAAUCAACCGGAUUCCAAAUCCACAAUCUCAUUUUUCCAAGGAAAGCCCUGUUAAUGGAAAUGCUAAUGGCUCCAGCACUCCCAAGGAAUAUAAUAGUCAGGAUGGUAGCAGCUCUUCAAAGGAUGCGAUAAUAAAAGCAGCUUUAGACAAAUUAAAGGAAUCCAAGAAGAGCGAUGAGGAUAGUAAAACCAUGGCUGAUACUAAAGAAGAUGAUACUGAAAAAUCAAAGAGUGACUAUAAAUCAGAUGGUAAUGCUGAGAAGAAUCGUGAAAGAGAUCGAGAGAGGCUGAAAGUAAGAGAACGUGAUCGUGAUAACAGGGGUCGGGACUCGGAUCGUGAGAGCAGGGGCAGAGACUCUGAUAGGGACAGGGACAGGGAGAAGGAGAGGAGUCAUCGCUCCAAAGACAAAAGCUCAGGACACUCGGAAAAACCAAGGCAUCAUUCAUCGCGGGAUCGAAGCGAAUAUCACAGUUCACAGUCCUCUCGAGACAAAGAUCGUCAUAGGCAUCAUGCAUACACAUGAAGCUGAAGCAUGAAUCACUUGAAAGCAACUGUAUCAUUAGAAUUCAACAGCUGAAAAGACACAAAUAACUAUAUACUUACAACUUCAAAGUGCAGUUAUUGUAUAUUCAGAAGUGUAUUUGAGAUGGUUGAUUAUUAGGCUCUGAACUAAUAUUUUCCUGGCUUGUAGUUUUGAUGAGUUUAUCCAUACUGUUUAACAUACAAUUAUUUCUGCUA
Dendrobium catenatum is the source of this 1710-nucleotide messenger RNA. Its product is annotated as cyclin-L1-1. Gene Ontology annotation, cellular component: nucleus. The record is from RefSeq and is a predicted model, not a curated record. Lineage: Eukaryota; Viridiplantae; Streptophyta; Magnoliopsida; Asparagales; Orchidaceae. Gene Ontology annotation, biological process: regulation of transcription by RNA polymerase II. The transcript has 9 exons. Gene Ontology annotation, molecular function: cyclin-dependent protein serine/threonine kinase regulator activity. The coding region runs from base 197 to 1495 and encodes 432 amino acids.